AUGUCAUUUAAAUAUCUAGGGGCAAAUAUAACAAGCACUAGGAAUCUCAAAGAGGAAGUAAAAACCCAAACAACAAAGGCAUCAUUAAUAUCAGGAUAUUUAAGGGAUAUAAUUUGGCAAAAUAAAUAUAUGAGCAGCAGAAGCAAAGUGAGAAUUUAUAAGGCUUGCGGGAGACCAAUUAUGACAUAUGGGAUAGAGACUAGAGCAGAUAAUACAACAACAAAACGGCUCCUAAGAACAACAGAAGUGCGUACACUAAGAUCAAUUACGGGAUAUACCUUAUAUGACUGGAAAAGAAGUGAGGAUGUAAGGGAAACAUGUGAAGUAGAGGAAGUAAGAUGGGCAAGAAACAAGAGAAGAGAGUGGAGAGAUCAUAUGGACAGGAUGCCAAACGACCGGUUAGCGAAAAUUGCUAGGGAGAAUAGACCCAACACGCCUCGACCGCCGGGACGACCACCUAUAAGAUGGUAUGAAAGUCGGUCUUCAUCAUCCCAACUGUUCUUAGGGAACCAUUGA
This is a messenger RNA of Sitophilus oryzae (rice weevil), 516 nucleotides long. RefSeq lists its product as uncharacterized. Lineage: Eukaryota; Metazoa; Arthropoda; Insecta; Coleoptera; Curculionidae. The coding region runs from base 1 to 516 and encodes 171 amino acids. The transcript has a single exon. The record is from RefSeq and is a predicted model, not a curated record.